This is a messenger RNA of Hirsutella rhossiliensis, 1638 nucleotides long. RefSeq names its product flavin-binding monooxygenase-like domain-containing protein. The transcript has 9 exons. Gene Ontology annotation, molecular function: flavin adenine dinucleotide binding; N,N-dimethylaniline monooxygenase activity; NADP binding. Lineage: Eukaryota; Fungi; Ascomycota; Sordariomycetes; Hypocreales; Ophiocordycipitaceae. Bases 1 to 1638 code for a protein of 545 amino acids. The record is from RefSeq and is a predicted model, not a curated record.
AUGGACAGCGCGAAUAUGGGCAACGUCAAGAUUGCCGUCAUCGGUCUCGGCCCGGCCGGUCUGACUGCCAUAAAGGCUCUGCGAGAAGAGGGCUUCGACGUCGUGGGCUUCGAACGGCGAGACCGAGUCGGCGGCAUAUGGGCCUACAGCCCGAACCCGAACUACACAUCCGUAAUACACGACACGGUCUCCAACGUCAGCAAAUUUGUUUCUGGCUUCAGCGACUUUCCAAUUCUCAAAGAGUACCCCCCGUAUAUGACCGGCACGCAGGUCGCGGAGUACUUUGAGGAGUACGCCAGACACUUUCAACUGGAACAGCACGUCCGGUUCAAGACAACGGUGCGGCGGGUGCUCCGUGACGAGCUUGACCGGGGAUGGAACGUCCACGUCAGUGGGCCUGAGGGCGAUGCAAUCCUGCACUUUGACAAGGUCGUCUUAGGCAGCGGCUCGGACAGUGUGCCCUCUUGGCCGCCGAUGCCGGGGAGACAAUUGUUCAAGGGCACUGUUAUCCACGGGCAAAGCUAUCGCAGGCCGGAGCAGUUUGCCGGCAAAAGGGUUCUGGUCGUUGGUAUUGGCAACACUGCAUGCGAGGUGUCCCUCAGCCUGACGAGUCACGCGUCCAAGGUCUACCAGUCAUACCGCCGUGGACGGAUUAUAGUCUCGCGGUACUUUGACAAUGACUUGCUCGAUUACAAGUUGCCGUGGCUCGCACACCCGCUGGGCGACCGGGCCAUGAAGAAAUCAAUGAUACACGUCGCCGCGCGAAGGAAUCCCCAAGACCUGGAUCCCAAGGGGCUCGACUACUCAGCAAGGGACAGGCGGAAGCUCGCCGCAGAGAAGAUCAAAGGGGACUGGCGCCUGGUGCCGUGCGCGAGCAUGGCCCAUGUGCACCCGGUCGUGCAGGAACGCUUUAUCCCCGCGCUCCUGUCCGGGCAAAUCGCCCCCGCGCGCGGCUUCAAGGCGUUUACCGGCGCCCACGAGGUGCUGCUCGAUGACGGCUCCACGGUCGAGGUCGACGCCGUUAUCUUCUGCACCGGUUACGCGCUUGAAUUUGACAUUAUGCCCGAGCUGGAAAUGGACGGCACGGAGCCUCACCUCCCGCGGCUAUACCAUAUGAUCUUCCCUCCGCGGUGGGCGUCGUCGGUCGCGGUGCUGAGCUGGAUGUCGCCGCUAGAAACCUAUUGGUGCGUAUGCGACCUCGCCUCUAUGGCUGUUGCGCAGGCUUGGUCUGCGGAAACGGCCAAGGAGAAAGGCUUGGCGCAGAUAGACGGCUACCGAAGGCCGGCGCUGCUACCGUCCGAGGCGAAGAUGAACGCCGAAGUCGAUAGAUACCACACAUGGUGGCGCAGAGACAUGGCGGGCACGGGCAUGUUCGACAACAUCGACCACGUGCUUACCCUUCGAGGUUGGCGGCUAAAACGAAAGGAUAGGGAGCUGCACAUGCUUUUAUCCCAGGGGCCGGCCAAUAGCUACGCCUGGCGUAUCUUCGACACGAAUCCCAAGGGAAUCCCCGGCUGCGGAAGAAAGGCCUGGCCUGGUGCGAGGCAGGCCGUGCAAGAUGCGUACGACGAUUAUCAGAAAUACAAGCGGGACAUCGAGGACGAGAAGCUGCGGAGACAAGUCAUGUUUGGCGGUUGA